CCUGCCGGCGGCGGCCGCUGGGGGCUCCCGCCGCGGCGGCUCGGCCCGCCAUUGUCGGGGGCAUGGAGGGCGAGAGCACGUCGGCCUUGUUGUCGGGCUUCGUCUUCGGCGCCCUCGCCUUCCAACACCUCAGCACCGACUCGGACACGGAAGGUUUUCUCCUUGGAGAUGUGAAAGGUGAAGCCAAGAACAGCAUUACUGACUCACAAAUGGAUGAUGUCGAAGUUGUGUAUACAAUCGACAUACAGAAGCAUAUUCCAUGCUACCAGUUGUUCAGCUUUUAUAAUUCUGCAGGAGAACUGGACGAACUUGCACUGAAGAAAAUAUUAUCAGGCUGUAAGAAGAAUGUAAUAGGAUGGUACAAAUUCAGACGUAACACAGACCAGGCCAUGACAUUCCGGGAAAGACUUCUUCAUAAGAAUUUACAGUCACACCUAUCAAACCAGGGCCUUGUAUUCCUGUUAUUAACUUCUAGUGUUAUGACAGAAAGUUGUUCUACUUACAGACUGGAACAUGCCUUACAUCGGCCACAAGAAGGUCUUUUCCAGAAAGUUCCUUUGGUGGUUACCAACUUGGGUAUGGCAGAACAGCAAGGUUACAGAACAGUAUCUGGCUCCUGUGUAUCGUCAGGGUUUGUGAGAGCAGUGAGACAACACAGGUCAGAAUUCUUUCAUGAAGAUGGGUCCUUACAAGAGGUUCACAAGAUAAAUGAGAUGUAUGCCACCUUGCAGGAGGAACUGAAGAAAAUAUGCUCUACAGUAGAAGUCAGUGAACGAUCUGUAGAGAAACUCUUAGCAGAGGUGAGCCAAUUAAAAGAAGAAAUCAAGAGGAAAAAGCAACAGACUUGUUCAGAAGUCACAGACUGCGCAGGAGAGCCACAGGAGAAUGUUCUCCUUUGUCAGGCACUGCAAACUUUUUUCCCCAAUUCUGGACUUCAGGCAUGUAUUGUUUCCUUGAAAGGCCAACAUAUACCAAAGAACUGCUGUAACAUUGACCAUAACAUUAAUGUCAAGGACAAACUAACUCUCAUGGUAGAGGAAAAAGACGUCACUGAAGCUGAAACAAGACACUUAACCAAGCGUAAAGUCAGGUGGACCACAACAGGAUCAAAGUCAUUCAAGAAAUCCAGAUCACUGCAGCUUCACCAAAAAUUACUUCAAGACCAAGAGGACACUGACCAGGAAAGGAAGCUUACACUGAGUAGUACUGGAACAGAUGAGGAUUCAUUUGAGAAGACAGACACAAAUGAAUACCCACAAUCUCCUACUUUCUGAUCCAUUAAAGAUUUGUCCAGAUCCAGACCUUCCACCAAGAGCUACUGCCAGCGUACUCAAGUGACAUAUCGAUUUAUAGUACUGCAGGGAUGAAAGUAUCAUAGUGCAUUUUUGCA
Molecule: messenger RNA, 1390 nt
Organism: Pezoporus flaviventris
Lineage: Eukaryota; Metazoa; Chordata; Aves; Psittaciformes; Psittacidae
Gene: ABRAXAS1
Product: abraxas 1, BRCA1 A complex subunit
Exons: 9
Coding region: 63-1274 (403 amino acids)
Biological process (GO): protein K63-linked deubiquitination; attachment of spindle microtubules to kinetochore; mitotic spindle assembly
Cellular component (GO): nucleus
Molecular function (GO): microtubule binding; polyubiquitin modification-dependent protein binding
Source: RefSeq, a predicted model, not a curated record